Messenger RNA from Paramacrobiotus metropolitanus, 1735 nucleotides. RefSeq lists its product as uncharacterized. The record is from RefSeq and is a predicted model, not a curated record. Bases 300 to 1559 code for a protein of 419 amino acids. NCBI's taxonomy places the organism in Eukaryota, Metazoa, Tardigrada, Eutardigrada, Parachela, Macrobiotidae. The transcript has 11 exons.
AUAUUCUAUACAACACCAACACAAAUUCAUUCGCGUCACUGUUUGUUGUGUAUGGAUGUUGCGUUCUGGAAAAAGAACUGCAGAUUCAUCAAACGCAUUGGCAAUCAUGACUUUUACAAGGGACCCUAAGCGCAUUUUGCUUGAAACCUUCCUGAAUAACUUUGGUACAUAAUAAAUGGUGGACCACCAAUGAUGACGAAUUUUGAAGUCACAUCGAUAGAGUUAUCAGUAAAUCAGUAAGACCGAAUUCAAGCAGAACCUAGCGAAAUAAUCAGCAAAGCUGAGUACGGCAAGCGACAAUGGUGCACAUUCGCGACCGUAUUGCGCAGGAUCAAGACAACAUCUCGGUGGCUUCACUGCAUCUCCCACCACCAAGAAACGACGUGGUACACUGGCGGAUUCUCGGUUAUGCGCGAAAAUUCUCAAAUUUUUCCCGAUGGGAGAAAGGCAUACUGGGUUCGGCUACGUUGUGCCUUGCUGCCAGUAUCGCCCUGACCUUCGAGAGGAUCCAUAAUCUUUCUCCUUCGCGGUGUCGCGAUAAUAGCACGGGACUACUUACUAACGUGUCCAAUGAUUAUCUCGAACAUUUGGAUAAACAGUGUUCAGCGGAGUAUACGUUUGCUUGGUUGACCGUUAUCCAUUGUUUGUUUUCGCUGUUCUACGUUUGGCACGGUCUGUUUUGGGCACGAUGGUAUGAGCUGAUUGUGUUUGGAUGUAGCACGGUGCUUCGUUUGGCCUAUACUGCGGCAGAUUUUCAUGAACUGAUUAAUCACACCCAUCCUGCCGAUGCCGUACAUCAGUACAUAUUUGCAAUCAAACUCACCCGGUUAAUUUUGUUGGUGCCCACUGUACUCACAGCCCUCAUCGGAUGUUUCGUGGCGUACAGCAAUCUAAAACUUGGAUGGAUUAUUUGCGAAUUUCCGCCUCAAAACUGCGAUGAGAGAAUUCGGGAUGAUUGUAAGCGGAUUUUCUUGACACGCUCGUUGCGUACCUUCAGUACGCAGUUUCAGGUGACCUUGAUUAUGCUCAUUAUGUGCCAUCCUGAGGAAUUUCAUCUAAGUACCCUGGAGUGGGUAAUUGUGGCGUUCGGCAUCGUUUUUGUGCUUGGCUGGUUCUUUGCUGUUACUUUCAGCCUGAUGUGGCAGGACAAGUACUUGGCUGGCGUUGCGUCUGGCAGUGUCUUGGCUGAAUUCUUCUAUAUCUGCUACAAGUUCUACGACUCCGACACAGCGCUUAGAACCGAUAAUGGAUAUUUCAGCACACGUUCGUUACAUAUUGCCGUUUUUGCUAUUGGAGGUGCUGCUAUGGCUGCUCGCUUAGUGACAACUGGAUGUUUGUACUGGACAGCCAGCAGAACGUUCGGGAAUGGCCUUCCCUGGCAUAAGAAAGUGUAUCCUGGUUCUGGUUCUUGUGAUAACGAGGUUGAGGAUGGGAAGCCACAUAAUAGCCAGGGAAUACCUCCGGUCGAUCGUGAUACUUCGCUGCCCAUAAACGAUUGCCGCAAUUCUGGAGCUUUCCCAAACUAUGGCGCCACAAUUCCAUAUGGUCGAAUAAAUUAACCGAGGCCUAGCACAUACUAAGCACGUAACUUAACUAUUGAGGCAUACGGUCCUUGAACUCUUGUAGACGAUUAUGUGGAUGAAAAGCUGUUCGGAUGCUCUUUAAUGCAACUAAACUCUAAGCAUACUGCACUAACCUAUCGACGUACACACCUACGAUAAACUGCGAAUAUCUG